Molecule: messenger RNA, 1372 nt
Organism: Phymastichus coffea
Lineage: Eukaryota; Metazoa; Arthropoda; Insecta; Hymenoptera; Eulophidae
Product: proliferation-associated protein 2G4
Exons: 7
Coding region: 175-1335 (386 amino acids)
Source: RefSeq, a predicted model, not a curated record
AAUGCUAUAUUUAAUAAUUAUAAUAGUAGUACUGUAGUAUACGAGAAUCACUAUAUUAGAAUUUAAAAAAUUAAUCUAAUUAUAUUGCACAUGUUUGUAUUUUUUUAUAAUUUUGACUUUAAAUUUUAAAUUAGAAUUAAAACUAAAAAUAGUUUGGGCACGUGUGAAUAAAAAAUGGCUGAAAAAGAUGAUGAGAAAACCAUAGCAGAGGAUUUAGUUGUUACAAAAUAUAAAAUGGCUGGAGAAAUAGUUAAUCGCGUUUUAAAACAAAUUUUAGAUAAAUGCAUUUCUGGCAAUUCUGUCUCGGAAAUAUGUGAAUUUGGCGACAAAUUGUUAUUAGAUGAGACGAAUAAAGUUUUUAAAAAAGAGAAAGAUAUGAAAAAAGGUAUUGCUUUUCCCACGUGUUUAUCAGUCAAUAAUUGCAUUUGUCAUUUUUCACCGACCGCAAGUGAAAUUGAUUUAGUUUUGAAAGAAGGCGAUGUAGUUAAAGUUGACCUUGGUGCGCAUCUGGAUGGUUUUAUAGCAGUUGUAGCUCACACUUUAGUUGUUACAAUUCACGAUGAUCAACAAAUUACUGGACGGAAGGCAGAUGUUAUUCUAGCUGCUUAUUACGCAUCACAAGCAGCUUUAAGAUUAUUGAAACCAAGUGUUGAGACUUACACGAUUACGGAUGCUGUUGGAAAAGUUAGCGACUCAUUCAAAUGUAAACCAAUUGAAGGAAUGUUAAGUCAUCAACUAGAACAAUUUAAAAUUGAUGGAGAGAAAACCAUUAUACAAAAUCCAACUGAUGCUCAAAAGAAAGAACAUGAAAAAUUUAUUUUGGAGAUGUACGAGGUAUAUGCUAUGGAUGUUUUGAUCAGUUCUGGAGAAGGAAUAGGAAAAGAACAAGACACUAGAGCAACCAUUUUUAAAAAAACCGAAGAAACAUAUCAGUUAAAAUUAAAGGCAUCUCGGAUGUUCUAUUCAGAAGUAUCACAUAAGUAUGGUUUGAUGCCAUUUAAUCUACGUACAUUUGAAGAUGAGAAAAAAGCAAAAAUGGCCGUGGUUGAAUGCGUGAAUCACAGGUUAAUCGAACCUUUUCAGGUUCUUUACGAAAAACCAACGGAAUAUGUGGCACAAUUUAAAUUCACAGUAUUGCUGAUGCCUAACGGAGCACAUAAAAUAACGGGUUUACCAUUCAACUACGAUAUAUAUGCUUCGGAGUAUAGCAUAAAGGAUCCAGAAUUAAAGAUUCUACUAAAUUCUUCGGCUAAUCCAAAGUCAGCAAAAAAGAAAAAAAGAAAAGCAGAAAAAAAUUCAUCUGAAGAUAUAUUAACAAAUUCCAGUGGGAAAUAAUAUGAAUAAGAAUUCUAAGAACAGGAUUCUACAUAAU